Molecule: messenger RNA, 996 nt
Organism: Cladophialophora bantiana CBS 173.52
Lineage: Eukaryota; Fungi; Ascomycota; Eurotiomycetes; Chaetothyriales; Herpotrichiellaceae
Exons: 2
Coding region: 1-996 (331 amino acids)
Source: RefSeq, a predicted model, not a curated record
AUGUCAGUCUGGCUUUCCAAUCCCAUUUGCGUACUUCCACUGCAGCGGCUACUCUACUCGUGGAUCGACGGCCAACUCUCUCGACAACCAAUCAUUCUUCAUCUGCGAUCCUCGACAUCUGAAUAUAUCUAUCCACGCUCCCCGACUGAGUUCAAGGUCAAGCUGGCAGCAUUCGCUCUCCAACACGCCCUCCGCCGUCUGGAGGAAGAGCGACAAGCCCGAGCAGGCAACAUGGGCGACCUCCAAUUCGCGAAGCAAUUCCUUACGUCUCUAGACAACAAACCGAACAAGUACCAACCUGACCAUGUCUUUGACCCGAAGACAUUUCAAAUGCGGUUACCCUAUACCUUGCCCAAGCUCUCAACACCACCACACCCGUCGCCGCCCAAAUCCAUCCCGGCGACCGAGCCAGCACCAGGCUCCGAACCCUCCACGCCCACCAUCACCCUGAUACUGAAGUCCCCGCGCAACCCAAAUAUGACCCUCAUACUCCAGUCCAUACCGCCCGCAACGACGACAGUCCAAGUGCUAAAAGAACAGAUCCAAUCAUACCUAGGUGGACCGAGCGUGGUCAAUCUAGACAAGAUCAAGUUACUCUUGAACAAGAAGCCCGUCCCCCAAAGUAAACGGACUGUUGCAGAGGCUCUGGAUGGAUCUGGUACCACCACGGGGUCAGAUGUCGAGUUUGGAGUGAUGGUCAUGGGCGGCGCUCCUGACCCGCCUCAGACCCAUAUAACGGCGUCUCUCCACCACACGAUAACGGCAGCUUUGGUGACGGCAGCGAAGGCAGGUCUGCAGACUGAGAGCAAUCAAACGGGAGCACAAGGAACGCCAAUGGAAGGUGUGGAAACGUCAACGACGAGCGUCCUGGAGUCAAGGGAGUUUUGGGAUGACUUGCAAAGGUUUCUAGAGCAGAGAAUACGGUCGCCCAAGGAGGUCGUGAAGAUAAAGGGGCUGUUUGAACGAGCGUGGAAAAGCUCGAUAGAGAAGCCAUGA